CCUUGGGAUGUUUCCGUUUCCUUACAUUAUAUGCACACAUACCCGGAUGUAAUUGGCCAUUGCAUUAGCAAAUUUAGAUUGCAGUUUGUUGUAGAUACCGUAACAAAAUGGGUAAUGAUGUCACACUACCGAUGGAGAUGUGCUCCAACUUUGAUGCGGAUGAGAUCCGUAGGCUGGGGAAGCGUUUCAAGAAGCUGGAUCUGGACAACUCGGGUUCCCUGAGCGUAGAUGAGUUCAUGUCAUUACCGGAACUCCAGCAGAAUCCACUGGUCCAAAGGGUCAUUGAUAUAUUUGACGAGGACGGGAACGGGGAGGUAGAUUUCAAAGAGUUCAUCCAGGGUGUUUCACAAUUCAGUGUGAAGGGAGACAAAGAAUCAAAACUUAAAUUCUUCUUUAGGAUCUAUGACAUGGACCGGGACGGUUUCAUCUCAAACGGGGAGCUGUUCCAGGUCUUGAAGAUGAUGGUGGGGUCAAACCUCAAGGACACGCAACUGCAGCAGAUCGUAGACAAGACCAUCACCAACGCAGACUUGGACGGGGACGGCAAAAUAUCCUACGAUGAAUUCUGCACUGUUGUUGCAAAUACCGACAUCCAUCAGAAAGUGGUCGUUGAUGUAUAGCCCCGCCCCCUGUGAAUGUUCCCAGCUCCAAGCUGCAGUAAUCUCUCUCUCUCUCUCUCUCUCUCUCUCUCUUCUUCUUCUUCUUCUUCUUCUUCUUCUCUUAGCUCUCUCUUUACAUCUACCAGUCUAUUGACUUAUAUUUCAUUUAUCUUCAAUGCAAUGUUGUUAAGUUAGCAUUAAAAAAAAGUUGAAAAGGACAA
Messenger RNA from Strongylocentrotus purpuratus (purple sea urchin), 820 nucleotides. It is a transcript of the gene ppp3r1, whose product is annotated as calcineurin subunit B type 2. Lineage: Eukaryota; Metazoa; Echinodermata; Echinoidea; Camarodonta; Strongylocentrotidae. The record is from RefSeq and is a predicted model, not a curated record. Gene Ontology annotation, molecular function: calcium ion binding; calcium-dependent protein serine/threonine phosphatase regulator activity. The transcript is spliced from 6 exons. Bases 108 to 620 code for a protein of 170 amino acids.